Molecule: messenger RNA, 429 nt
Organism: Ambispora gerdemannii
Lineage: Eukaryota; Fungi; Glomeromycota; Glomeromycetes; Archaeosporales; Ambisporaceae
Source: the annotation of a GenBank genome assembly
AUGGUAUACAAUAUUCAACUGGUCAAAUGUGUUGGUAGUUCAGCAGAGUGGACUGGGAUCUGGUACUAUUUAACGUUAAAUAAUCCUAAUUACCUGUGUCGAAAAUUGCAAACUGUUGGGAUUAUUCAUGCAGGAAAGCUUAAUGAUGACAGUUCUUUACAUGGAAAAUCCGUGUGGAUACGUAUGUCGUGCUCGGCGUGGACGAUAAUUUUUGGUAAAGAUUGUUCAAGAAAAGAACGGCUUAAGAUAACGCUCCACCGUCGCAUUUCAACCAACAGACAUGGACAGAUUAAUGAAAUGAAAACCACAAUUAAUCCACAAACUUUUGAAGCCGUCAACAAACCAAUCGAUACAAUUGACAAAUCCCUUGAUAAUAUCGUCGAGUCCAACCGGAUCAUGCGAGAAUUACAGCACCAUCAUAAUAAGUAG